AUGGGCGUCGCGGACUGGGGCAUCGGGCACGUCGUCUCCGGCGUGACCGCGACCGGGGAGAAGUUCGCGGGCGAGGUCUUCACGUUCGACGAGGGCACCGGCCUCGCGGUGCUCCGCGCGAAGGGUGACAUCGUCAACACGCACGACGUCCGGAUCUUGCGCGCGGAGGGCGUCAGCGAUCUGAAGUCGACGCCGCCGUCGGACCCGCCGAAGAUGGAGAAGCUCCCGGUCGUGGACGAGGCGCGGUGUCAGAAGAGAGAGGAGGCCGCGGUCAAGGCCGCGACGAUCAGCGCGGCGAACAUCGGCGUCGACGUCACCGCGGAGGCGCAGGACAUCUUCGACGCGCUCGCGAGGACGCUGCCGUGCCGGUGGGAGGGGCGGUCGAUCGUCGUGUUGGACGAGGUGAAGAUAUCUCCGCCGUACGCCGAGUGCGUCGGCGUCGCCACCGGCGACCCGCGCGCGGUGGAGAGGGUGCAGAAGGUGCUCGCGAUGGAGAAGUCCAAGCUCGUGAAGGCGAAGAAGUGAGCGGCGGGCGGGUGAUCACGUGAUCAAAUCAUCCGUCGCGAAGACAGACGUCGUUCCGUUCGCUUCUUCGCUCCUGCUAUAAGCUAUACUUAUAGUGUUUAAAGCUAAACCCUAAAUCCCACGCAGCGCGCGCGCUGCGCCGCGCGUUC
This is a messenger RNA of Micromonas pusilla CCMP1545, 674 nucleotides long. RefSeq lists its product as uncharacterized. NCBI's taxonomy places the organism in Eukaryota, Viridiplantae, Chlorophyta, Mamiellophyceae, Mamiellales, Mamiellaceae. Bases 1 to 525 code for a protein of 174 amino acids. The record is from RefSeq and is a predicted model, not a curated record. The transcript is spliced from 2 exons.